Messenger RNA from Mauremys reevesii (Reeves's turtle), 2877 nucleotides. It is a transcript of the gene PPP2R5D, whose product is annotated as protein phosphatase 2 regulatory subunit B'delta. The coding region runs from base 98 to 2050 and encodes 650 amino acids. The transcript has 16 exons. The record is from RefSeq and is a predicted model, not a curated record. Gene Ontology annotation, molecular function: protein phosphatase activator activity. NCBI's taxonomy places the organism in Eukaryota, Metazoa, Chordata, Testudines, Geoemydidae. Gene Ontology annotation, biological process: signal transduction; protein dephosphorylation. Gene Ontology annotation, cellular component: protein phosphatase type 2A complex; nucleus; cytosol.
UCAAUAGCGUAUCGCUGUGGUGUGGGCAUGAGGGGCCACAGGGCUGCCGCACAGGUAUAAAUCUGCAGCUGCCUGCGAACUCUGACACAGCCCAGGCAUGUUUGGCACAAAAAGACGUGACGGCUCCAGCGGCGUGGUGCAAUCCCUGCAUGGUGCAAACACACGUGGCCUCGAUGCUAGUGGUGACCAGGCUCAGGCACUAACCGGGCUGCAGCAUUGCAUGCAGUGCCAUAGCAAGGACGUGUGUGGGCAGGACAUGUUUGGUGCACAUGUGGCCACAACCCAGGAGCCUCCAAAGUCUGCUAAAAGCACCACAAAGCCCAGCAGCGGCAGCAGUGGUGGUGGGAAGGAUGGUGGGGCAGAGAAUUCAGAGGAGGUCCAGCAGCAGCUGCCACCCCCGACUUCCAAUAAGCGCCCCAGUAACAGCACCCCCCCGCCAACGCAGCUGAAUAAGAUCAAGUACUCCGGAGGACCCCAGAUUGUAAAGAAAGAGCGACGGCACAGCUCCUCCCGCUUCAACCUGAGCAAAAACAGGGAACUGCAAAAGCUCCCUGCCCUCAAAGAUGCUCCUGCUCAUGAACGAGAAGAGCUCUUCAUACAGAAGCUGCGACAAUGCUGUGUUCUCUUCGACUUCAUCUCCGACCCGCUCAGUGACUUGAAGUUCAAGGAGGUGAAGCGAGCUGGGCUCAAUGAGAUGGUGGAGUACAUCACGCAUAACCGGGAUGUCGUCACCGAGGCCAUCUACCCUGAAGCUGUCAUCAUGUUUUCAGUGAACCUCUUCCGGACCCUCCCCCCCUCAUCCAAUCCAACCGGAGCAGAGUUUGACCCCGAGGAGGAUGAACCCACACUAGAAGCUGCCUGGCCACACCUCCAGCUGGUGUAUGAAUUCUUCCUGCGGUUCCUGGAGUCACCCGACUUUCAGCCAAAUAUAGCCAAGAAAUACAUUGACCAGAAGUUUAUCUUGUCACUGCUGGAUUUGUUCGACAGUGAAGAUCCCAGAGAGCGAGACUUCCUGAAGACCAUCUUACACCGGAUUUACGGGAAGUUCCUGGGUCUGCGAGCGUACGUGAGGCGGCAGAUCAACAACAUAUUUUACAGGUUUAUCUAUGAAACAGAGCAUCACAAUGGGAUUGCAGAGCUGCUGGAGAUCUUGGGCAGUAUAAUCAAUGGGUUCGCUUUGCCUCUGAAGGAAGAGCACAAGAUGUUCCUCAUCCGGGUCUUGCUACCUUUGCACAAGGUGAAAUCGCUGAGUGUCUACCACCCACAGUUGGCAUACUGUGUUGUGCAGUUCUUGGAGAAAGACAGCAGCCUGACCGAACCGGUGAUUGUGGGUUUGCUGAAGUUUUGGCCGAAAACGCACAGUCCCAAGGAAGUGAUGUUUCUGAACGAGCUGGAGGAAAUACUGGAUGUGAUCGAGCCCUCCGAGUUUGUGAAGGUCAUGGAGCCCCUGUUCAGGCAGCUGGCCAAGUGUGUUUCCAGCCCACACUUCCAGGUGGCCGAGCGAGCGCUGUACUACUGGAACAACGAGUACAUCAUGAGCCUGAUCAGCGACAAUGCAGCCAAAAUUCUCCCCAUCAUGUUCCCAGCACUCUACAAGAAUUCCAAGAGUCACUGGAACAAGACGAUCCAUGGCCUGAUCUACAAUGCCCUCAAGCUGUUCAUGGAGAUGAACCAGAAGCUGUUUGAUGACUGCACGCAGCAAUACAAGGCAGAGAAGCAGAAGGGGAGGUUCAAGCUGAGGGAGCGAGAAGAGAUGUGGCACAAGGUUGAGGAGCUGGCCAGGCAGAACCCCCAGUACCCCAUGUAUUACGCACCCCCACCUUUGCCUCCUAUUUACUGCAUGGAGACAGAGACCCCAACUGCAGAGGACAUUCAGCUACUGAAGAAAACGGUGGAGACAGAGGCUGUGCAGAUGCUGAAAGACAUCAAGAAGGAAAAGGUUUUGCUGCGUCGGAAAUCUGAGCUUCCUCAGGAUGUCUACACUAUAAAAGCCCUGGAGGCCCACAAGAGAGCAGAAGAAUUCCUCACCUCAAGCCAAGAGGCACUCUGACGGGCUAGGGAGCUGCCCUGGGAGGCCUGGCCCCCCUCCCCCUUCCCCCCAGGGGUACCCAGAAAUGCACUUGGUUCUAAUGUAUAACUAGGGAAUGAACAUGGUGAGCUGUGCCUGUCCACGCCAUUCUCAUUCUUUCAGGGUAGAUUUGGUUUUACAUUGUACCUCGUAUCUCAUUGCAUUGUCACAUCCUCCUGCUUUUUCCUUUAACGCUGUUUUGUGUGUGCGUCUGCAAAGAGAACCCAGCCAGUCCAUUUUCGCAUCAUUCCAGGCAGGAGUCAUUCCAUUCCCUGCUGCUUACUGACACAGGACCAAAGCCUCCCCCCGAAUGCUCAGUGGCUGGAUGGGAUUCCUCAGCCAGAGCCUACAUCACAUGGUUCUGCACACAGCCCAAGGCCCUGUGCAUGGACCAUCCUCCACACCCACCCCCUGCUCCAUCUGUGCAUCAGAGACCCGUAGCCAUGACAGCAGAGAGAGGCUCAGUUGGUUGAAUCAAGUCUAUCCACAGGGCAGGUUUGUUCACUACAGUGGAUUCUCAAGGGCCUUUUCCAGUCGAAUUGUAACUGUCCUCGAUGGGAGGUGAUUCCACCAGUUAAUAAUCUCGCUUGGCAAGAGAACAGGUAUUUACCUUAACUUUUCCUUUACUUAACUGAAUCUCCCCAGUCUGUUCUCUCCCCUCCUCCCCGCCCACCAUAUGGUGGGCUAAUCCUUUCCUGCAGUCUCUGAAUGUAAGCACAUUAUUACCCCUAUUCCUUUGUAUCCCCCUCAUAUAAUUACUCUCUCCCUUUUUCAUUUAGCAUGAUUCCCCCACCCCCCGAAGGUUUUUA